UGUUGCAUAAUUAGUACUUACUGAAGUACAAAAAUUAAACUAUAAAGGACACAAUAGCAACAGUGAACAGAUCCUGGAAAACCAGUUAGAUAAACAUCAAAAUGACAGGAAUGGCUGAAUGCUUUCUUUAUCUAUUAAUCAUUUCUGAUGUGUAGUGGAGUUUUUGAGAAACUCUUCAGCCUAAUGGAGGAGUCCGAGCAGCUUUUGGCUGCCAGGUCAGAGGCGAGCAGGCAAAACGGCCACUGCAGGCUGGAGACAAAGGCGGUGGAGGAUUUUAGACGGAGGAUCAAAUAUUUCUUCAUGAACCCCUGUGAGAAGUACAGAGCCAGGGGUCGGAUACCGUGGAAACUGAUGAUACAAAUAUUAAAAAUCGCGAUCAUUACAAUCCAGCUGGUCUCCUUUGGCCUGAGCAAUGAAAUGAUGGUCACUUUCAAAGACGAAAAUCUGAUGACAUUCAGGAAUCUGUUCCUCAAAGGAUACAAGGAUCACCAGUACGGAAGCUUUUCCCUUUACACCAAAAGAGAUGUGUAUGAGCACAUUAACUACAUUAUCAACAAGUACACCGGUCUCCAAAACCUCACUGUAGGUAACCUCAUGUAUGAGCAGGUUAAUGGUGACUACACUCCUCUGACUGUGUGUCAGGUGUUCUACAGAAACAGCACCAUUGAUCCUGAAGAUGACACCUUUGAUAUUGAUCCGCAUAUCGAUGAAGAUUGUAUUUCCAUACACCCUAUGCAACCAUUGGGCAAUAACACUUUGGCAACACAUGCCAACUUCUCUUUGGAUUUCAAAAGGCUGCUAUCAGUGAACAUCUACCUUAGUCUGAAAACCAUCAAUCUGCAGACUGUGCGGCACCACGAGCUACCAGAUUGUUAUGACUUCCACAUAAUGAUAAUAUUUGAUAAUCGUGCACACAGUGGGAAGAUAAAGGUUGAUAUUAAAAAUGAUGUUAGAAUUUAUGAAUGCAGUGACUGGAACGUGGAAGGCACCUCUGGGAAGAAUGAUUAUCUCCUGCUGUCAUUUGAUUCUGUGGUCAUCCUCGCCUGUUUCACCUCUCUCAUCCUCUGCCUACGAUCUGUCAUCAAUGGUAUCCAGCUCCAGUUUGAGUUCACCAUAUUCUUCCAUGCCUACUACAAUAAAAUUGUGUCUUGGUCAGACCGCAUGGAGUUUGUGAAUGGCUGGUAUAUCCUCAUCAUUGUCAGUGACACGCUGACCAUCGCUGGAUCGGUGCUGAAAAUUGGAAUACAGACAAAGUUCCUAACAAACUAUGACAUCUGCAGUAUCUUGCUGGGAACAGCCACGAUGCUUGUCUGGGUUGGUGUGAUUCGUUACCUAAGUUUCUUCAAGAAAUACAAUAUCUUAAUCUUAACCUUAAGGGCGGCAUUGCCCAAUGUGAUCCGUUUCUGCUGCUGUGCAGCCAUGAUCUACUUUGGGUACUGUUUCUGUGGCUGGAUUGUCCUUGGACCUUACCAUGACAAAUUCAGAACACUGGACAAAGUGACAGACUGCCUCUUCUCUCUCAUCAACGGUGAUGAUAUGUAUUCCACCUUUCUGAAGAUGAGAGACAAGACCUACAUGGUGUGGCUCUUCAGCAGACUCUACCUCUACUCCUUCAUCUCUAUCUUCAUCUACAUGGUGCUCAGUCUGUUCAUUGCUCUUAUCACUGACACGUAUGAAACCAUCAAGCAUCAUCAGCAAGACAAGGAUCUGGUGUCCCAGCUUCAAGCCUUUAUCUCAGAGUGCAGAGAUCAGCCCGAGUCUGGACAAUACCAGACUGACAAAGAGCCAACCUGCUGUGUGUCUUCAUGUUGCUGCUUUGGAUAAAACAACAGGGCCAAGUGUGAGCAAAGAGUUGGCCUCAUGUGACUGCAAAAUGCCCCAACGGGUCCUGAGCGUCUGUGUAGAGCCUUUGUGUACACUAUUGCCUGAGAGUGCUAGAAUAUCUUCUAACUUUAAUAGAUGCACUUUUACUUCAGUUUAAACUUGAUGAGAACUAUUUAAGGAAAUAAGCAAACUUCCUCUGUUAAAGACUGCUUAGAAGAUCGCGUGGUGACAUGAUAAGGUCACAUUAAGAGCCAGUGUAUCAUUAAUAUCAAUCAAUGCAGUAUAAAUAUCUUUAAACUAUAUUCACUUCUUUUCAGUGUUGUAUUCAAAAGUGCAGGGCAGAAGUCUCAGACAUUAGUGGGGAAAAACACUAAGAACUUUGUCCUGGCUGCACAACAACAAUGUAACUUGUAACAAUGUGCCUUUUUUUCUUGCUUUCUUUCUUUCUUUCUUUUCUUACAAGCACUUAAGUAAAAAAUUUAAACAUAUUUCCAUUUUCAUAACCACUUAUCCAACUUAGAGUUGUCAUGGGUGCUGAAGCCUAACCCAGAUGAUAUAGUAUGAAAGGUAGGGUACACCUUGGACAGGUCACUAGUCCAUCACAGGGCCAAAGACAGACAACUAUUCAAGCAUAUGGCCAAUUUACAAUCACCAAUUAACCUAACAAGCAUGUCUUUGGAUUGUGGGAAUAAACUGGAGCACCCACACAGGGAGAACAUGCAAAGUCCACACAAGAAGGAGCUGACCAGGAGGUCCAAACCCAGAACCUUUUUGCUGUAGGGAAACCAUGCUAACUGCUCCACCACUCAAAUAAAUGUCACAAUAUAAUACUUGUUUGUAUUUUUGUUUGUGCUUUCUUUUCUUUUCUUUUGCAC
Molecule: messenger RNA, 2699 nt
Organism: Archocentrus centrarchus (flier cichlid)
Lineage: Eukaryota; Metazoa; Chordata; Actinopteri; Cichliformes; Cichlidae
Product: mucolipin-3-like
Exons: 12
Coding region: 148-1824 (558 amino acids)
Cellular component (GO): plasma membrane; lysosomal membrane
Molecular function (GO): NAADP-sensitive calcium-release channel activity
Source: RefSeq, a predicted model, not a curated record